Messenger RNA from Adineta steineri, 882 nucleotides. NCBI's taxonomy places the organism in Eukaryota, Metazoa, Rotifera, Eurotatoria, Adinetida, Adinetidae. The record is from the annotation of a GenBank genome assembly.
AUGAGUUUUAAUAGUGCUUUUCGAAAUGCUACUUUAGAACAGUUCUUAGCACAUCGUUCUGGUGUACAACAAAGUACUACUUUCUACCGUCUUCACUUGGAUGCAUUAUCAGCACAAAAAGGUACCUUUCGUCAAAUUCGUUAUUGGGUUACUGAAACUGUUCUAAAAGAUGUUCCAGAAGUUCGACCUGGUGAAUUUCUUUAUGCUAAUCAAGGUUAUGCUGUUGCAGCUGCUAUGAUGGAACAAAUAACUGGUCGAGAUUGGGAAUCUCUAGUGCAAGAACAUGUCUUUGCUCCAUUGCAAAUGACAAGUGCUACUAUUGGUAUAGGUUAUGAUGACAUUAUUCCACCUAAAACACCAGUUGGUCAUGAUCUACCUCUUGAUAAACAGAUACCUAUUCCACGUCCGGUUCUUAGUUCUACCCUACUACAUAAUGAUCAAGCUGCAACAGGACCUGGUGGUUAUAUUGCUUGUACAAUGCAAGAUUGGGUUAAAUUUUUACAUGCACAUGUAAUAGGUGUUAGUACUGGAUAUUUGACUGAUGUAACAGCAGAUAAGCUUAAACGUCCAUUUAUAGGUGUAGAAGGUUAUGGUUUAGGAGUUUCAGCUUACAAUCGUACAUGGGCAACGCCUGGUCAAGCUCUAGUACAUAGUGGAGAUAUUUUCGGACAGGAUACAGUCUUUUGGAUGACUCCUGGUCGUGAUUUAAUUGUGGCUGCUUAUACGAAUUGUUUAUCAGUUGAUAAAUCUACUGGAUUAGCUUUAGACAAUGCUGCCGGCAUGCUUAUUGGAAGAUAUGCUGCUAAUACAACAACGAGUAAAGCAUUUGUCCAUGCUCCAGUUAUACUUGAUCAUUUGUCCAUUUUUCCUCGUGGUGUAUAG